AUGGAUACCGGAUCAGAAACAAAGUUAAGAUCGACUAGAUCUUCUGCUACGAUCGAUAGCGAGAACUCUACCAAAUUCGAGUUUGAUUUUUCCCACGAGAUUGAUCCAAAUGAACAAUUAGAAUGUUUGUCUCGUAAUAUUGAUAGACAUCAUAAGUCUUCAAAGACUGUAAAUAUACGAGACACAAAGAUUUCCAUUUCUAAAAUGGUCUUAGAUAUUGAAGAUCAUAAUAUAAAUUAUGAUAAUGAUGAUGAUGAUGAUGAUGAUCCACUUCCGGAUACUCUGUACAAAGCUUUCCACAAGAAAAUGUUAAGACAAGAAAAUAGAAUGAUUGAAUCAGAUAUCAAUGAAAGUUAUGAGAGUGCAGAGCAUCUUGAACAACUAUAUAACAAAUUGGAAGUUAUAACGUGGCCAACUGCUUUGGCAAAAAUGACUAAAAUUAACGAUCCUACUGACGACGAUGAGUUAGGUGAAAAAAGACAAAUGGCAAUGAAUAAGAUUAUGGAUAUGUUAGAUAAAUAUAAAUUAAUGAAUGAACAUGCAUCUAUAUUACAAAAAAAUAAAUCCAAAUUUAAAAUUAAUCCAUUAACUAAUUAUACCAAGAUAUAUAGAAAUGUUGAUCAUUUACUCUUGGAUAAUUAUGAAAGUUCUUCAGAUGAAGAUGAGGAGGAAUUUACAACGGAACAAAUACGAAUUCAUAGAAUUAAAAAGAGAACUGAGAGUUGUGGAGGAGUUAUUACAAUAGGAUUAAAGACAUUUGAAGUUAGAGAGCAUUAUACAAUAAUUGCACAACCUUUAAAGAAACCUUACGUCAUUAAAUUAACUUCAAAGGAAAAGAAAAAGCUUUCAAAUAUCGAACCCCAAAGAAGAGUUUUCAAAUAUUCUAGAACUUUGAAAAAUAACGUAGGGAAAUUAAAACAUCGUGAUGUGGUCCCCGUAACAAUGAUAAUUGAUGAUAACGAAAGAAAGUCAUUAAUUUCACAAUAUAAUAUUGAGAACGAUAUUGAAGAAACUACAGAAAUAAAUCCAACACCACAUGAGAUUGAUUCUACCCCACCUACUUUGUUAGAAAUGACGCCAAUAAUAAAUGAAUCUUCAUUAAAUUCACCUCAUAUAUCCACUGAUAAAGAGAUACAGUACGUCCGAUGUUCAGAACAAAGUAUACCGGCGCCUUUAUACCCCAGUCAGCAAUUACAGGUACAACAAUUAUUACAACAGUCAUUUCCUAAAAACAAACUAAGAGAAUUACAAAAAUAA
Maudiozyma barnettii is the source of this 1257-nucleotide messenger RNA. It is a transcript of the gene SAS4, whose product is annotated as Sas4p. Gene Ontology annotation, molecular function: histone acetyltransferase activity. The transcript has a single exon. The record is from RefSeq and is a predicted model, not a curated record. NCBI's taxonomy places the organism in Eukaryota, Fungi, Ascomycota, Saccharomycetes, Saccharomycetales, Saccharomycetaceae. Gene Ontology annotation, cellular component: SAS acetyltransferase complex. The coding region runs from base 1 to 1257 and encodes 418 amino acids.